Messenger RNA from Malaclemys terrapin pileata, 4266 nucleotides. RefSeq names its product solute carrier family 8 member A2 (gene SLC8A2). NCBI's taxonomy places the organism in Eukaryota, Metazoa, Chordata, Testudines, Emydidae. The record is from RefSeq and is a predicted model, not a curated record. Gene Ontology annotation, molecular function: calcium:sodium antiporter activity. Gene Ontology annotation, cellular component: axon; sarcolemma; postsynapse. Gene Ontology annotation, biological process: calcium ion import across plasma membrane; sodium ion transmembrane transport; cell communication. The transcript is spliced from 8 exons. Bases 115 to 2907 code for a protein of 930 amino acids.
UCAUGGAGAAGUAAGUUGGUGCCUUCGGAGCUCGCGGUCAGCCCCAGGCUCGAGAGAGAGGAGCACCCCCCAGAUCCCGCCGGGUCUGGCAGCCAGACCGAACCGCCCGGGAUCAUGGCGCCGGCAUGGCAGCCCCUGCCCCGAUUCCUCACCCAGGCUGUGCUGGCUUCCGUCCUCCUGGCUGACAACUUCUCCCGGGCGGGAGCCUUGGAGACGGUGCCGGAAAGCAACGUGAGCUGCCAAGGGUCCAACACGUGCCAUCCGGGGGUGCUGCUGCCCGUCUGGCAGCCGGACAACCCCUCCUUCGGCGACAAAGCUGCUCGGGCCAUUGUCUACUUCGUGGCCAUGAUGUACAUGUUCCUGGGGGUCUCCAUCAUCGCCGACCGCUUCAUGGCCUCCAUCGAGGUCAUCACCUCCAAGGAAAAGGAAAUCACCGUCACCAAGGCCAACGGCGAGACCAGCAUCGGCACAGUGCGGAUCUGGAACGAGACGGUCUCCAACCUGACCCUGAUGGCGCUGGGCUCCUCCGCACCCGAGAUCCUGCUCUCUGUCAUCGAGGUGUGUGGGCACAACUUCCAAGCUGGGGAGCUGGGGCCCGGCACCAUUGUGGGCAGCGCCGCCUUCAACAUGUUCGUGGUGAUCGCCAUCUGCGUUUACGUCAUCCCCGCCGGGGAGAGCCGCAAGAUCAAACACCUGCGGGUCUUCUUCGUCACGGCCUCCUGGAGCAUCUUCGCCUACAUCUGGCUCUAUCUGAUCCUAGCGGUCAUCUCCCCGGGCGUGGUGCAGGUCUGGGAAGCUCUGCUGACGCUCGUCUUCUUCCCGGUCUGCGUGGUCUUCGCCUGGAUCGCCGACAAGCGGCUCUUCUUCUACAAGUACGUCUACAAGAGGUACCGCGCCGACCCGCGGAGCGGCAUCAUCAUCGGCACCGAAGGAGAGUUCCCCAAAGACAUCGAGAUGGAUGGCAGCUUCCUGGCCAAUGACCACCGGGAGAACGUCUUCAUGGACGGGGCGGCUUCCGCGUCCCCGGCCCUGGCCUCCUCCACCCAAGAGGAGAAGGAACUGGACGAGAGCCGCAAGGAGGUGAUCCAGAUUCUCAAGGACCUCAAGCAGAAGCACCCGGACAAAGAGCUGGAGCAGCUGGUGGAGAUGGCCAACUACUACGCCCUGCUGCACCAACAGAAGAGCCGAGCUUUCUACCGCAUCCAAGCCACCCGCAUGAUGACCGGGGCUGGGAACAUCCUGAAGAAACACGUCUCGGAGUUCUCCAAGAAGUCGUCCAACCUUCUGGAGGCGCCGUCGGAGGCAGAGGAGGAGAACUACAGCAAGAUCUUCUUCGAGCCCUGCCUGUACCACUGCCUGGAGAACUGCGGCUCGGUCACGCUGACCGUGGCCUGCCAGCAGGGUGGGGAGGGCAACCACACCUUCUACGUGGACUACAAGACGGAGGACGGCUCGGCCAAGGCGGGCUCCGACUACGAAUAUAGCGAGGGGACGCUGAUCUUCAAGCCGGGCGAGACGCAGAAGGAGCUGAAGAUUGGCAUCAUCGACGACGAUAUCUUCGAGGAAGACGAGCACUUUUUCGUCCGCCUGCUCAACCUGCGGGUGGGGGACGCUGAGGGCAUGUUCGAGUCCGACUCGGCCGACCACCCCAAGGGGCGUCUGGUGGCCCCGCUGAUCGCUACCGUCACCAUCCUGGACGACGACCACGCCGGCAUCUUCACCUUCCAGGACAAGCUGUUGCGUGUCAGCGAGUGCCAGGGCACCAUGGAAGUGAAGGUGGUGCGGAGCUCUGGGGCGCGGGGGACGGUGAUUGUCCCCUACCGGACAGUGGAGGGGACGGCUCGCGGAGCGGGCAUCGACUAUGAAGACGCCUGCGGGGAGCUGGAAUUCAAGGACGACGAGACAGUGAAAGGCCUGCAGGUGAAGAUUGUGGACGAUGAAGAGUAUGAGAAGAAGGACAACUUCUUCAUCGAGCUGGGGCAGCCGCGCUGGCUGAAACGGGGCAUCUCGGCUCUCUUGCUAACUCAAGCCGACGGGGACAAGAAGCUCUCGGCAGAGGAGGAGGAAGCCUGGAGGAUCGCAGAAAUGGGCAAGCCGAUCCUGGGGGAGAACUGCCGGCUGGAAGUCAUCAUCGAGGAGUCGUACGACUUUAAGAACACCGUGGACAAGCUGAUCAAGAAAACCAACCUGGCCCUGGUCAUCGGCACCCACUCCUGGAGGGAGCAGUUCCUGGACGCCAUCACUGUGAGCGCAGGUGAUGAGGAAGAGGAGGAGGACGGGCGGGAGGAGAAGCUCCCGUCCUGCUUUGACUACGUCAUGCACUUCCUGACGGUGUUCUGGAAGGUGUUGUUCGCCUGUGUGCCGCCCACCGAGUACUGGAACGGCUGGGCCUGCUUCAGCGUCUCCAUCCUGGUGAUCGGGCUCCUCACCGCCCUCAUCGGGGACCUGGCCUCCCACUUUGGCUGCACCGUGGGCCUCAAGGACUCCGUCAAUGCCGUGGUCUUCGUGGCCUUGGGCACCUCCAUCCCGGACACCUUUGCCAGCAAGGUGGCCGCCCUGCAGGACCAAUGCGCCGACGCCUCCAUCGGCAACGUGACGGGGAGCAACGCGGUGAACGUGUUCCUGGGCCUGGGCGUGGCCUGGUCGGUGGCCGCCAUCUACUGGGCCGCGCAGGGCCAGGACUUCAAGGUGCAGACGGGCACCCUGGCCUUCUCCGUCACCCUCUUCACCAUCUUCGCCUUCGUCUGCAUCAGCGUGCUCAUGUACCGCCGCCGGCCGAGCAUCGGGGGCGAGCUGGGGGGCCCCCGGCCGGCCAAGCUCCUCACCGCCGGCCUCUUCCUCGGACUCUGGUUCCUCUACAUCCUCUUCUCCAGCCUCGAGGCCUAUUGCCACAUCCGGGGCUUCUGAGCUAGUGUCGGGGGUGGGGACGCUGCCCCCCCCUCCACCGUCCCCUUUGCCCAGAGACACCGCCUGGGGGGGAAAGGAGGGGGUCCUGCUCCAUCCCAGCACCCAGAUCUUUGAGUGUCCUCGUUUGUUUUUGUAGGGUCUGCGUGGAACCAGGAGCUGCCCCCCCAAUCUGUCAUGGGUGCAGCCAUUAUAUGGGGGGACGAGGCCCCCCUAAUUUUUAGCACCUCAUUGAUGUCACCUCCCCCCUAUGAACAAUGCCCAUGAACAUCGGAUCUGGCACAGCCCCUCCCUCCCCCCAGCUUAUAGGGGGUGCUUGGAAGUGAGCGUGACCCCUAGGGGCUGGUGAGGUUUGGGGGGAUUGGAGGGGAGCAAGGUUUAGGAGAAGGGGAAGCUGGGGGGGGAGUGCUACAUUCCCCCCCCCAUGGUGUUUUCGUUUAACUUGUUUCGUUCUGCAUUGUGCUCUUCUCCUCGAGUCUGGGGGCGGGCUGGGGCAUCGGCCGGACACAGGGACUCAAACUGCAGCUGGGCCUGGAAGGGUGAUUUGAGGGACGGGGGUGACUCGAUCCCCACCCCGCCCCCGGCUCUGGAGAGGUGCAAGAACCAGCAGCCAGAUCCCACCUGCGGCGGAAGAAGGGCGCCCCCCCACGUGUCGGCCUGUCACAGGGGGCCGCGCGCAGUGGGGGGCUCUGGGAGCCAAGCAGCUGGGCUGAUGGUGUGUGCCCCCCCCCCGCGCCGCACCCCCAUUGGUUUCAUUGCCGGCCUCUCGCCUCCGGCCGCCCGCUCAUAAACGGGGGGUGGCACUGGGCCCCCUGCUCCACAGCCUGUUGUGACGUCCCGGUGCGGACAUGUGUAUACAUACUGCGUGCGCACACACACACACCCUGCACGUAGACACACACACACUGUGUGCACACGCACACACACACACCCUGCACGUAGACACACACACACUGUGUGCACACGCACACACACACAACCUGCACGUAGACACACACACACUGCAUGCACACGCACACACACACACCCUGCAUGUAGACACACACACUGUGUGCACACGCACACACACACCCCCUGCACGUAGACAUACACACACACACACACACUGCACGUGUAUACAUACUGCGCGCUUACACACACACACUACUGUAUGGACACACUUUACACAUGCAUGCACAUGCUGCACAUAGACACACACACAAAACGCACUCUGCAAGCACAGGCGCACACACUGCACAAACAGUUCACACAUACACUGCACACACACCAUGACUCCCAUUCACAUUUGCACACACACAUACUGCAUGCACACACAUGCACACGCACUGCAUUUGUGUACACACACACACACACACACACACA